Messenger RNA from Acromyrmex echinatior (Panamanian leafcutter ant), 844 nucleotides. RefSeq lists its product as uncharacterized. The record is from RefSeq and is a predicted model, not a curated record. Lineage: Eukaryota; Metazoa; Arthropoda; Insecta; Hymenoptera; Formicidae.
UUCCAGCAGUUAGUAGUCAGCCACAGAGGCUACAGCAGAUAUUAGGAAGUGCUGCGCAAUUUCGUGUGCUGUAGUCCACGAAAAUACGUUAAUCCAAGAAAAACAUUACGUUUGUUUAACAGUUUAAAUAUUAAUAGACUAUUAAAUAUCGAAAGGAGAUCAACGAUAUCUUAAAUAUAAUAUCAGCAAAUACAGACAUUUUAUUUGAACAAUAUUUUAUGAAUACUAAAACAUAUGAGAAUGAAAACAUUGUAAAACGAUAACAUAACAGAUAAAAGAUAUUGAUUCUUCUCUCUUGAUAUAAUAUAUGAAAAAUGGGGAAAUUGAAGAGAAUACCGAAACCGUUUAUAAAAAUUAAACGUCUCUUGAGAAAAAGAACAAUAAUUCCAUUGGGUCAAGAAAUUAAGAAACAUAUACGCUGGAAAGGGGAACGAGAAAUGCACACUAAGUUGGCUACAAUAAACUUUGAGACUUUGAAAAUUACAGCAGACCCACAAGUAGAUGUAGAUUACAUAAAAAGCAUGUCAAUAAUGUCGAUUUACGAUCGUAAUUAUAGAAGUCCCACACAAGAAAAUAUUUCCGAAGAUUCCAUGCAUAUCAGAUCCGAUAUGACACAUGAGUUAAACGAUUUAAAUAUCAUCGAUGAAAGUGAAAACGAUUGUAUUGUAAAUAUGCCGCAGCAGAACAUUGGAUCUGAUAUUUUACAGAAAACUUCUUUCCUUUAUAUAAGCGACAAUAGUGAGCCAAAUAUGUACGAUAGAAUGAAAAAUAUUGUUAUAUUCUAGAAUGUAAAUGAAGUUAGCCUAUUUUAAAGAUUUGGAGAUUAAGCGUUAUCUUAUACAUU